This is a messenger RNA of Podospora bellae-mahoneyi, 3807 nucleotides long. RefSeq lists its product as uncharacterized. The record is from RefSeq and is a predicted model, not a curated record. Lineage: Eukaryota; Fungi; Ascomycota; Sordariomycetes; Sordariales; Podosporaceae. Gene Ontology annotation, biological process: regulation of gene expression; chromatin remodeling. Gene Ontology annotation, molecular function: histone H3K36 demethylase activity; protein binding; histone H3K9 demethylase activity. The coding region runs from base 1 to 3807 and encodes 1268 amino acids. The transcript has a single exon. Gene Ontology annotation, cellular component: chromatin; nucleus.
AUGAAUGGGGCAGCGCACCAGACGGUGAAGACGACAAUGGCCGCCGUGCAGCUCGAGGCCGACGCGAUCGGCGGCGAGUUGCGCCGGAUCCGAGAUGCUCUGAGAGACUAUCUCGACGAUAAGAUCCUUUUGCACAACCGCAAAGUCAAAGGCCCGACAACGAAAGGCGGACGGGAGUUUAUGGAAGACAUCUUGGGCUGUCUCGACCGAGUGUCCACAGGUGUCGAUAAGCAGCUCUCAUCACACAACACGCCUCCGCCGGCCAGAGGCCCCGAUACUCCGGUAUCUUACAACUCACCAGCUUCCCAUCCAGUUUUGCCACCGAACGGGCUACCAGAUGAUGGACCGCUGAGAAACCAGGAACAGGCAUCCUCACGACAGCCUUCACAACCUCUCGCGCCAUCACUAUCGCAACCCCCUCCGUCCCAGACCAAUGGGAGCGGCAGUCUCGCUCCUGUCCACCAUGCGGGACACCCAUCUGGAGCCUCACGGGUACUCGAACCUCCGGCUGUGUCGGUGGAAGUACCCUCUAAGCCGAAUACACCACCGACCCAUAACUCAGAGCCUGCAUCACCAUCACCUGCCUUGGCGAAUCAGCAUCCUCAUCAGUCACAACAGCCACAGCCAGAUUUCACCCCUCGGAGUCCAUUGAGCCCUCAAAGUCAGACGGAGAGUAAGGAUCAAGGUCAUACUGAGACACAGUCGCGAGGCAAAGCUCAGGCCAGCAAGAGUCAGACGCCACAGGACCGAGGCAUCACGUUGUCAAACGGAGCCGUCUAUCAUGAACCCAUCGUACAGCCACACGAGGCCUCACCCCUCUUUGACUGCAUGUACCAGGACGUCAACGACUUGAACGAGGAGCUCUUCGAACAGUACUCAAAUCACCCCGUCGUCAAGGACAGGGGGUAUUUCAAGCUCCAGGUCAGGGAGUUGCCUCCGCUCCAGGUACGAAAGGUUGAGCGCCCGAGCAAAGACCACGCAACCUCGUUCCGCUAUCUGGCCGACAAGCAGGGACUAGUCAAGGUCGACACGGGCAAGAAGAAACGGUUCACGCCUCCGCAUCUUCCAUUUCCUGUUUCGGCAAAGACGCAGUGGACUUUACAGGAACAAAAGGAGCUCUGGAACACCUCGGCGGCGAACCCUCCCAAGGGCACACGGGGUUACAUCAUUGGCAACCCGCUGUUCGAUGACAUCGAGCUCCAUCCUGGCAACAGGCUCAAAUCGAGAGGCCGGACCAUUCUCGAAGGCAUCAACACACAAUAUGUGUACUUCAAUUUGGAAGGACUAACUAUCACCACUAUGCAUCGAGAAGAUGCUCAUGUGAGGUCGGAGAAUCUCCUCCGGUCAGGCCAGCACAAGUUCUGGUGCUUUGUCAAGCCAGCCUUCUCAGACAGAUUGGAGGAGAGGAUGGCGGCCGCGUAUCCCGAGAUGCGCCGAUGCUCGCAGGCCGUCCGUCACCUCAGUCGCCACAUCCCACCAGCCAAACUGGAUGAAUGGGGCAUCGAGUACACUCUCGAUUACUGCAUCCCCGGCCAAGCGGUGGUCACAGAACCUGGGACGUACCAUCAGGUACUGAACCUGGGUCCGAACUAUGCUCUGGCGGUCAAUGUUGAGUACAUGUCAUCCCCCGAGGACCCUCCGAACUACCGUUUCUGUGACAGGAACUGCCCCGACCCGUUUGCCAUGAAGGCUACCGACUUUGGCAUAUACGGUGAUCCCAAUUGCCUGGCGGCGCAGGAGGAACAAGCCAGACUCUCUGGAGAGAGGCCAGACCAAGAGGAACAGGCCAGGAUGGCAGCACGGUCGUCCAUGUUUCAGUCUGCCCCAGAGCAGCCGUCACCACCAUCUCAAUCACCCCUAGCUGCACCCCAACUGACGCAAUCUGUCACCCCGCCGCCAGAGCAUAGCUCCUCUGCCGUCUGUGAGCCAUCUCAAUCCGGCUUGGUACGGCCGGAAGCACUUGUACAACGCCGCGAGCCGUCAAGCCAGCCGUUGGCGGAGCCCAAGGUGCAUACGUUUCAAGGUUUCCAACCUCCGCGAGAGAGCAGUCUCGGCUCGGUCCUUCGGUUACCGUCAGAGGCGGGGAUGGCGACUCCGUCUCAAACGGUUAAGCAACUCGACCCAUCGCCACAGCCCCCAGCGGCCCCGCCGCCGGUAGCCGUUGAACCUGCCACAAGGACAUCGGAGCCACGUCUAUCACAACCUCCAUCCGAACCAGCUCCUGGGUGGGAUAAUGCCGUGUUCCGCGCAGAACAACAAGACCUAGCACCUCGCUCACAGCUCCUGCGCCAUCCAAACACUUUCCUAGACGCCUCUGGACAACCCUUCCAGACCACCCAUCAGGCUGCCCCUUUCUCACAUCAUCAUAACCUCCCCUUGCUCCCUCCACCGCGACAAGCAAGCUCAGAGCCGCUUCGGAAAACCGCAAGGCUUGUUCAUAACAGAAGACCUGCACCGACGGAACCGCUAUCCCCUCGCUCGGCAAAGAGACAGCGCGUGAUGGAGUACUUGCGUUUUGAGGAUCCCUUCGGGGUAGAUCCGGAGCCAGAGAUGCCUCCGAGCUACUUCACUCAUGCCAGUUCAAGUCUUGCAACGCUACUUCGCUCAUGUCAAGAUGACGUGUACAACAACAUUCAGCCGCAGCAGGUGUCUGGAAGACCUGGCUUUGACCGGCUGGCGCGGCUCAUCAGUGACUGGAGACGUUGUGUGCGAGAACAGAACCCGACGCCGUUGGGCUUAGACCUUGUCACCAACCUCGACCGCGUUGCCGGGGAGGAGCCUGAGCUGAACACGUUUCUUGGUCGGUUCUGCAAAAUGAAGCUCGCAGAAUGGCUCGAUGCCAAAACUGAAGAGCAGGAACGAGCUAGGCCGGCCUUCCAGCCGGCACAGCAAGAUGCUACUGAUCUCUUGCUCCAAGAGCUUGGCUGGGCCGAAGCUGAGAGGCACACGCUGAACGACUACAUCCGAGAGGGCAAGUGCUGGAAGACAAUCUGCGGAGCCUACGGCGGCCUUCUCUGCGUCAUUCCACCCGAUCCAGCCUUUCAGCAGCUGGCUCUCUUUCAGGACCAGGUGCUGAUGUUUCACCAUCAGCUCAACGACCCGUUCCUUCGCGCUAUGUGCGCCGUAGGCAAGACCCUACAAGGCUGCAUCUGGGAGAGCCGCGAACUGCCCGCCUUUGUUUUCGAGUCUGAAGACACCAUUGCCCUCUCGACCGAGGAGCUGGGGCCGAUGCUCAAGCAGUACAAAUACAUCACGGCUAACGUCUUCAACCCUCAUGCGCCAUACGAAUGGCCAAAGCCAGUGGGCUGGAAGGCGUCUUGGCACUGGCCGGUGGACCCGACAGCUGUGCUCCAUGAGAAGUGGUGCAACGUCUGUAAGAAGAAGAAGUCAUGUCGUUGUCACGCGAGGUUUGUACCAGCCAUCCCACGGGUGUCGAUUGACGGGAGCAAGGGCAACGGGGUGCGUGUUAUGGGAAUGUUUAGAGCUAAUGACAUCAUCGGCGAGAUGCUGGGCGAGCUGGUGCCUCCCGGAGCGAUCCCUAAUCGGGAGUGGACGAUGGAAUUUCGGCGUCCGGAUCUUGACGAUGUUGUCGUGGCUGAGCUCUACUCCAAGGAGCAGGGCAACUGGGCGCGGGUUGUGAGGCAUUCCGCCCAUCCUUCCUGCGAGAUUUCCAUCAGGAAGAUGGAAGGCAAGUGGAGGAUGCUGAUUGUUGCCAGCAGGCAGCUGUUUGACGGUGAAGAGAUAACUGUCAAAUACGGUCGUGGGUAUCACAGGAACCAGGCCUAUGGCAUUGUUGAAGGGUUCUGA